CUUUAAUGCUCCUAUUUUAACUAUUAUUAGUUAGUUAUUUUAACUAAAUAAAGCAGCUGAAUCCGGAGUUUUUCUAAAAAUGGAGUGGAUUUGCUAAUCUGUUAAUUAGAUUACGCUCCCUGCCUCAUUGCUUCCUGCGUCCAUAUGCAUACCUACUGGUAACUUUAGCGACACAUAAGCAGAAAACCUGUUCUGAAGUGGCUCUUUUUAUCUUUUUUUUUUUUAAUUUUAUGAACUUGUGAAACCUGAUUCAAAACCAAGGAUGGCCGUCCCCUCAUUAACUUUAGCUGCUUUUAUCUGCUGGAUGAGUCUAGGUAAUGUAUGGGGAAAUGAAAAGAUAUACUCAGACAACAUCACUCGCAUUCUGGACAGACUUCUAGAUGGUUAUGACAACAGACUGCGACCCGGUUCUGGAGGCGGUGUCACCGAGGUGAAGACAGACAUCUUUGUCACCAGCUUUGGACCCGUUUCAGAUGUUGAAAUGGAGUACACCAUGGACAUGUUCUUCCGCCAGAUGUGGGUUGAUGAGAGGCUGAAAUUCGAGGGCCCCACUGAAAUCCUGCGGCUAAAUAACCUCAUGGUGGACAAAAUCUGGACGCCAGACACUUUCUUCAGAAACUCCAAGAAGUCCAUUUCCCAUAACAUGACCACACCCAACAAGCUCUUCCGCAUCAUGCAGAACGGGACUGUCCUUUACACCAUGAGGCUCACAAUCAGUGCAGAGUGUCCAAUGAGCCUGAUGGAUUUCCCUAUGGACGGUCACUCCUGUCCUCUACGGUUUGGAAGCUAUGCAUACACCAGCAGUGAAAUUAUAUUUACCUGGAGGAAGGGGCCAAUAAAUUCCGUGGACUGUCCCAAAGAGUCAAUGAGUCUUCUGCAGUACGAUCUUGUGGGACAGACUUUGUCCAGUGAGAUAUUCAAAUCAAACACAGGUCACUACUCUGUGCAGGUGGUCCAUUUUCACCUCCAGAGGAAGCUGGGCUACUACCUCAUACAGACCUACAUCCCUCUUAUCAUGGUUGUCGUACUGUCACAAGUCUCUUUUUGGAUCAACAAAGAGUCUGUUCCUGCACGCACAGUUGCUGGCAUCACCACAGUGCUGACCAUGACCACCUUAAGCAUCAGCGCCCGCCAGUCUCUACCUAAAGUAGCCUAUGCCACAGCAAUGGAUUGGUUCAUUGCUGUGUGUUUUGCCUUCGUGGCGUCAGCUCUCGUCGAAUUUGCGGCAGUGAACUACUUCGCCACCUUGCAGGCCCACCGUCUGAAGAAAAAGGCAGCCAGACAGGAGAAGCUUGAGGUCCUGGCCACCGGCAGCGAUGAUGACGACACAGUUUCGUCGGACAGCAGCCCCCGGGAAGGCCUGAAGAGGAGAAACCACUCAGUGAGCCGCAGUGAGCCAGGAGAUAUUCCCCAUCUGCCCAUUUUCCUCCAGCAGGGCUCAGCCAUUCCCCAAAUCCCACAGCUGGCCGGCACCAGCCCUAUUGAUGCGUAUGCCCGCAUCCUCUUCCCCCUUUCCUUUGCUCUCUUCAACUUGAUUUACUGGUAUAUUUAUCUGGUCAAGGACACAAUGGAGAAGCCCAGGGAUAUGGAGCUAGACUGAGAAGACCUGGAAAAGGGCAUGUGCAGCCUGAGAGACCUUCAGCAUCCAGCCGGCCUCACCUCACCCUCCUCUGCCUCAGCGAACGAGCUCUCAGCAUUCACUGUGCUCUCAUCUGACAGAGGAAAUGAAUCAGAAACUCAUUUAUUCUCCCGCUGCACAUCUAUUCAUUUCACAGGCUAUGACCACUGCCCACUUGUGUUCUGAUCAGUAGCUGAAGAGCCGCCCUUUCACGGGCCUCGGCCACUUUAAAACCCCACCGCGGCACACAUGACAACUUCUGAGACCCCCGGACCGAAGCUGACGACACACACACACACACACACACACGGUAUGCAUGACGCCCGCACACACGCACAAACCAAGAAACACAUCAAAAAGAUGUGGAUGAUAUAAUCUAUGAUGGCUUUAACUGGUGGUGAUGCAACAGUGAACCAACGCUUUCAGAAGCCUGCCCUCUACAGAAGCACAGCUCCCACUACAACAACAUCAAAGGCAAUUUAGAGGAGGCUGCAUCCCUCCUUGAAGCCUCAAAAAUGUACUGAAACCUGAAAAAGAAGAAGAAGAAGAAUUGUAGGCUUGUGUUUUCCAUCCCACAUUUCUGCUUUGGUGCUCCCCUUGCAUUUCCAGAAGUACAGCAGGUCCUCUGGAAGCACUGCAGGGAGGAGUAGGAUAUAUACCCAUGGGUGAUGGUGGUAUUCUUUUCCUAUUUUUGUAUGUACUGUGCAUAAAAGAUAGUUGUGUAAAGGUAGACUUGUGUACCUGUGAUGGAUUGAUUCUGUUUUUCACCACUUAAUAUAUCCGGUAAGAUGAAAACAGAGGGAAUAAAGUUGUUCUUAACUUAAUCUGACCAUUUUAAACCCUGCAGUUUAUCCCAUUCUUCGACCUUGUCAGGAAAUAGACAAACUCAUCUGCCGUGUAAUCAGCACGAAGAAUAAAAGCAGCCUAAACGAACGCGG
This is a messenger RNA of Oreochromis niloticus (Nile tilapia), 2556 nucleotides long. It is a transcript of the gene gabra6a, whose product is annotated as gamma-aminobutyric acid type A receptor subunit alpha6a. Lineage: Eukaryota; Metazoa; Chordata; Actinopteri; Cichliformes; Cichlidae. The transcript is spliced from 10 exons. Gene Ontology annotation, molecular function: extracellular ligand-gated monoatomic ion channel activity; GABA-A receptor activity. Gene Ontology annotation, cellular component: membrane. The record is from RefSeq and is a predicted model, not a curated record. The coding region runs from base 263 to 1600 and encodes 445 amino acids. Gene Ontology annotation, biological process: monoatomic ion transmembrane transport.